CCCUUUUCCACUCUUCAUCCAAAAAAAAUUCCAUCAACUAUGGAGAUCAACAAAUUUCUCUUUAUUCUUAUUCUUUUACCUUUCUACCAUGUUCUCUCUCAAUAUGAAAAUGAACAUGAGCCUUUCCAUCCAUACCAAACAUCCCCUACUCUUGAUCCUCAUGCCAUGAUCAUUCAAGCUUGCAACAACAUCCAAAACCAAGCCUUAUGCCUCUCACACAUACAAUCCAAUCUUGAUGAUCCUGUCCAUAAGGACCCCAAUUCAAUCCUCAGAGCAGCCAUUCGAAACUCCCUCAAUCAAGCAAAGCUAACCAUUCAAUCCAUCACAAAAUUCAGCACCUUAUCAGCUUCAUCCAGGGAUCAAAUGGCCAUUGAGGAUUGCCAAGAACUUCUCGAUUUCUCAGUCACUGAACUAGCAUGGUCCUUAGGUGAAAUGAGAAAAAUCCGAGCUGGUUCAAAGAACGUUCAUUAUGAGGGAAAUCUCAAGGCAUGGCUGAGUGCUGCAUUGAGCAACCAAGACACCUGCUUAGAAGGAUUCGAAGGCACAGACCGUCACCUCGAAAAUUUCAUCAAGGGAAGUUUAACACAAGUCACACAACUCAUUAACAAUGUUUUAACUUUGUAUGUUCAAUUGCAUAGCUUACCAUUUAAACCACCAAGAAAUGAGAACAUAACAUAUGAAAAUCAAAAGUAUCCAGAGUGGAUGACAAAUGGUGACAAAGAUUUGCUAGUUUCUAAACCAAAUAGAAUGCAUGUAGAUGCUGUUGUGUCCUUAGAUGGCAGCGGCCGGUAUCGGUCGAUUGCACAGGCUAUAAAUGAGGCUCCAAGCUAUAGUAACAGGAGAUAUGUGAUCUACGUGAAGAAGGGAAUUUACCAUGAAAAUAUUGAUUUGAAGAAGAAAAAAACCAAUAUUAUGCUUGUGGGAGAUGGGAUUGGAGCCACUGUCAUUACUGGUAACAGAAAUUUCAUGCAAGGAUGGACUACUUUUAGAACUGCAACUGUUGCUGUUUCGGGCAAGGGAUUUAUUGCGCGAGACAUAACAUUUCGCAAUACUGCUGGGCCUAAAAACUUCCAAGGCGUGGCCCUUCGUGUGGACUCGGAUCAAUCGGCCUUUUUCAGGUGCAGCAUGGAAGGAUAUCAAGACACACUUUACGCCCAUUCACUCCGUCAAUUCUAUCGCGAAUGCAGCAUUUAUGGCACCAUAGAUUUCAUUUUUGGCAAUGGUGCUGCAGUUCUUCAAAACUGUAAGAUUUACACUAGACCUCCACUUCCAUUACAAAAGGUAACAAUCACUGCCCAAGGUCGAAAAAGCCCACAUCAAAGCACUGGAUUUUCAAUCCAAGAUAGCUACAUUUACGCCACUAGGCCAACUUAUUUGGGCCGGCCCUGGAAAAUGUAUUCAAGGACUGUGUACAUGAAUACUUACAUGAGUGGAAUGGUCCAGCCCAGAGGAUGGCUGGAGUGGUAUGGGAAUUUUGCUUUGAACAGCUUGUGGUAUGGUGAGUAUAAGAAUUAUGGGCUUGGAUCAUCACUUUCGGGUCGGGUUAAGUGGCCCGGAUACCAUAUUAUUAAAGAUCCUUUAUCGGCUAGUUUCUUCACCGUUCAACAUUUCAUCGACGGCAUGUCGUGGUUGCCGGCCACCGGCGUCCAGUUCUCAGCUGGUCUUACUAAUUAGGCUGCAGUAACGUAUAGUUACGGUUCAAUUGUUUCAUCGUUUUAUAUAUUGUGUAUAUAAUUCAAAAUGGCGUUGUAUAUAAUAUGCAUCAUUAUAAAAAGAGAAGCGUCUCAAAUGAUUUCUCAU
Molecule: messenger RNA, 1800 nt
Organism: Solanum dulcamara
Lineage: Eukaryota; Viridiplantae; Streptophyta; Magnoliopsida; Solanales; Solanaceae
Product: putative pectinesterase/pectinesterase inhibitor 22
Exons: 2
Coding region: 40-1674 (544 amino acids)
Biological process (GO): cell wall modification
Molecular function (GO): pectinesterase activity; pectinesterase inhibitor activity
Source: RefSeq, a predicted model, not a curated record